AUACAUAAAUCUAGAAAUAUUACCGGCAGAAACGUAAACAAUGGCUGAGACUUUCUGUUUGUCCGAUUUUGAUGCAUAUGGAUUCGAUAUGGACCACACUCUAGCUAAAUACAAGCUUGGCAACUUGAUGCAGUUGAGUUAUGAAGCAACUUGUGAUUGUUUAAUCCACAAAUAUGGCUACAGUCCCAAACUUAAAGAUGACAUUCAUCUACACAAAGACUUCAUAUGCAAGGGCUUGUUUCUGGAUGCGGAACGUGGAAACAUACUAAAACUAUCACACGAUGGAAAAAUUCUCAGGGCGAGUCACGGGACACGGAUGAUGUCUGAAAAGGAAAUGGCGUCUGUGUAUGGGGAAGAUCUCCACUGGGAGCACUUCCACGAAGUCCAGCGGGAUGUGAAAUGUACAGGAGCUGGAUUUAAAUUUCGGUUCUUUGAAAACUAUUUUGAUGUACCAGGUGCAGUGAUAUGCGCACAUAUAGUGGACACAUUGGAUGAAGAGGCUGGUAAACCUCUGGACAUGUAUGACUUCUGGGAGGAUGUCGUAGGCGCGUUCACCACAAAUUUUAUUCCAACAGCCUUCACAGAUAACUCUGGUUGGUUUUAUCCAGAAUUAAAGACGAAUACCAAGAACUAUUUUCAGGAGUGUAGCCAAGGUGUUAAACAAUGGCUGACAGAUCUACGACAGAAAGAUAAAGUAGUUUUUCUUAUGACCUCUUCAGGGUACAGUUUUGCAAGUUUGGUAAUGGAAGUAAUACUUGGUACAGAAUGGCAGUCGUAUUUUGAUCUCUCUCUUUUCAAUGCCAGAAAACCUGCAUUUUUUAUAAACAGAACACCAUUUUUGAAUAUAGAUGAUGGAAUUGAAGGAAAGCCUGUAAAGACACUGAAAAAAAAUGAGUGUUUUUCUCAGGGCAACUUGGAUGAUCUCACAGCAUUUUUAUCUUCACAGACAAACAAGGAACAGCCCAAGGUUGUAUACUUUGGUGACAGUCUGUGUUCUGACAGCUUUCCAGCCAGAACGUAUGCUGGUUGGAGUGUGGUUCUUGUCUUGGAGGAGAUGGAGGCUGAGGGAUACCAUUUAACAAAACACGAUCUGGAAUGUGACAAUGAACAACCUACCAGUAAAGCUAGAAAGGUUAAUAUUGACAUUGAUCCAGAAGAAGAAUCAUUCCUACUGUCAAAAAUGUGGGGCUCAUUUUUCUAUCAUGAGAAGGAAGAUAAGAAACAUGACAGAAGUAUGAACACGUUCUGGGGACGCUUAGUGAGUCAGUACAACGCAAUAGCCAUACCAAUCAUAGAGUAUAUCGCAGGUAUGCCCAUUAACCAUGUGUACACAAGGUUUGGACGGGAGGUCGGGAGUACUACUGGCUUCCAUCCUGCCAAACCAAAGCCACUGAUAGCCAACAUAGGACCAGAGACCUCAAACUAGUUCUGAAUAUUUUUACACUACACUUCACCGUGAGCAUCUUCAGAACAUUUUGCUUCAGUGUAUAUUUCCAAUACUACAGACAUUUUUUAAUAACAUCAUGAUAUCAUAAAGUGGAUAAAGCCAUUUCUUGUUAUAACAUGAAGAUGAAACAUGUUACUUAACAUUUCUUAUCUUUAUUUACCUGGUAGUAAUAUUGUAUUAUAUACAGAGGUUCUAACAAAUGACAUUCGUAUGAAAUUUUAUUUUCAUCAUGAUUAAUUAAAGGGACGAAGGACAAAAAUAUAUAUCUUACUCCCUACUUGUGUCCAUUAAUUUUUUAGGCUGGUUGGGAAAACAAAAUGGCUGACAGGUAGCCAUCUUGGAUUUGACAAUUGAAGUUUGUCAUUGGUAUUUCCUCAGAAGGAAUGGAAGAAUGUUUGAACUUGGUGUGCAGGCUCCCCUCAGUAUCUUGUUGUGCCAUUUCAUAUUUAGGUUUGAUUGGGAACUAAUGACAGUCUGCCAUCUUGGAUUUUAAUUAUUUAAGUCUCUUAUUUCUACAUGUAUUUGUUCAGAAGUACUUGAAUGAUAUUUUUGAAACUUGUUGUACAUAUUGUAGGUUCAUCAUGGUCCCAUUUUGUGCCCAAUGAAUUAUGAGACAAAUCAGAAUUUUAAAUGUAGGUUCUCUUUGGUACCUUGCAGAGUAGAGCUCUCUGCAUUUUGCCAUUCAUUAAAAAGUCAAACUGGCCGACAGGCAACCAACUUGGAUUUGACAAUUAUCAUUAUUGCUAUCACAUAUAAACUUUAUUUAUUUUACAACAAUUGCAAAAACUAGCUAUCAGCUUUUUGGCUCGGAUGAAAGCUCAUGGGGUCUUACUGUGGGAGGAGAUCGGAGUACCCGGGGAAAACCCAUGUGGUCAGGCAGGUGACCCCAUACCUUUUCAUGUCUGUUCUGGGAAUCAAACCCAGGACGGCUAGGUGAAAGGGAGUGUGUUACCACUGUGCCACCAACCAAUCAUUAUCCCUAUUCUUUAACAGGAAAGUCAAAUAUACGUAAAAGUGAUUAAAUGAAAGAAUGGAGGAAAUAGUAGAAAAGAAGAGAAAAGAUCAAAAUUUUGAAGAAUAAAUAAUGACCAAACAAUGGUGGGUGUCAAGAUCCCUCAGGGAUCUCUUGUUUUAAAUUACAUUUUUAAAUGACAUACCUACACGUAUAUCUACAACACAAGUACAGUGUAAAAGACUGUUUACUAUAAGAACUAUAUAAGAUCAUCACAGAAUUUGCCAGAUAUCCCUGCCAGUUUUCCCAUUAAUAUUUUUGUGUAUAUCCCACUAUUGUCAUAUGCUAAGAAGCAUUUUUCAUUGACUGUGCUGGUUGGAAGUUGAUUGUGAUGUCAUAAUGUUGACAACCAUGCAACCUCACGAUUUGAAGAUGGUGCUACAAUAUGGCUGCCUCUGUUUGAUUUUACCCUCCAUAUUUUGAUUUUAAAACUUGUCAAAACUUUGUGAGUUGUGCAAUAAAAGAUAUCUUAGAUUUGUUUU
Messenger RNA from Ylistrum balloti, 2941 nucleotides. Its product is annotated as 5'-nucleotidase domain-containing protein 1-like. The record is from RefSeq and is a predicted model, not a curated record. The transcript has 12 exons. The coding region runs from base 41 to 1426 and encodes 461 amino acids. Lineage: Eukaryota; Metazoa; Mollusca; Bivalvia; Pectinida; Pectinidae. Gene Ontology annotation, molecular function: 5'-nucleotidase activity.